Ordospora colligata OC4 is the source of this 8493-nucleotide messenger RNA. RefSeq names its product AAA ATPase. The transcript has a single exon. Lineage: Eukaryota; Fungi; Microsporidia; Ordosporidae. Gene Ontology annotation, cellular component: preribosome, large subunit precursor. The record is from RefSeq and is a predicted model, not a curated record. Gene Ontology annotation, biological process: rRNA processing; ribosomal large subunit assembly. Bases 1 to 8493 code for a protein of 2830 amino acids. Gene Ontology annotation, molecular function: ATP binding; ATP hydrolysis activity.
AUGAGUAACAAGAAGUAUAGGAAGGAAGAGAUAGUCAUGAGGGUUGAUGAAGGGCAAGUUGAGUGUAUUCGAGAAGCAAUAAGCCUCAUGGUUCCUGUAGUAGUGUAUGGAGAAGUUGGAAGGAGUUUUCUUGUGUCUAGGAUGCACCGGGAGAUUGUUGGAGACAAGGGAGGAUUGGUGGAGAUUGACUCAAGAGAGAUAUGCGACUCAAGAAUACUAGGGGGAUUCUAUGGAGUUAAGGACGGAGAUGUGCAGUAUGUGAAUGGAAUGCUUGCGGAAUCGAUGCAAAAGGGAGAUUGGGUGUUAUUUAAACGGAUUGACAAGAAUGACGGAUUGUAUCAGUAUUUGAGCACUGUGCUGAGGUACAGAAGAUUGCUAUGUAGCGAUGGAACAGAAAUACGUGCACACAAUCAUUUUAGAGUGUUAUUUACAUCUGAUGAUAAAAUUUGCACUGAUGAUGCAGUGUGUGUAGGGCCUGUGGCGUUUAUGUUUGAAGAUGCUAUGAGGAUGUUUGAGUCUGAAUGUGUCCGACGACUUCUUUGCAAAGUUUUUGAAGGUAUAAGUGUGAGUACGAAUGGAUGGAAGUGUGGAGUUGAUAAGGGUGUGGAAUGUUUUGAAAGCUGCUGUAAGGUUGCAUGCAUGAAUGGGGGAUGGUGCUUGAAGGAAGGAUCAAAUGUUUGCAAGAUGCAUUUUACAUCGUUGAUUAGGAUGAAGAAGAGAUUGAAGGGAGUUUGUGGAACCAGUAUUGAUGAGAGGGUUAUGAUGUAUCAAGCGAUAUGUAAUGUGUUGCUGAAGCACGAGUCUAAUUCUUUGCGCUGUGCACUUGUUCUAUCGAUGGUUCCUGAUAUAGUUUUGCAUGGAAAUGAGCUUGCAAAGACAAGGAGUGUGGAGUGGGGACUUUUCAACAUUAUUUGGAAUGUGCGUAAUGGUGAUCAUACAUUGUUAGUUGGAGACACUGGAGUUGGUAAAACGUUGAUGGUUGAAUAUUUGAGCCAGAAGUCAUGCUUUUUUGUUGGGAUGCCUAGCAAGCUCAGAGUGGUGAACAUGUCCGUAGAUUUUGAUGGGAUGGAGCUGAUUGGGGGAUAUGGAACAUUGAAUGUGGAGCGAGAGAUUGAGGAGAUUGCUAGGAGUGUUGGAGCGAAUGCGCCUUUGGGAGAAAGCAACAAAGAUAAGCUGGAAUUUUUGAAGAAAGAGGAAUCAAUGAAAGUGAAUGCAAGUGAGAAGAUAGUUGGGAGGAUUGAUAAUAUUAUGAAUGUAGUGGAGAAGAAGGUGUAUUUUGUUUACAAAGAGGGAUUGUUAACUCAGUGCAUGAUGAAAGGAGAAUGGCUGUUACUAGAUGAGAUAAAUCUUUGCUCAGAAGAGACGCUAGAUCUGAUAGAUGGAGUCCUGGAGAAGAGGCAGAUAUUUUUGUAUGAAAGUGGAGAUUUGAAGCCAUUUGAAAUUCAUCCUCAGUUUAUGCUGUUUGCAUGCAUGAAUCCUGGAGGAGAUUUUGGAAAGAAGCGGUAUGAAGGGCCAGGAUUCAAUGCUGUGUAUGUGCAUGACUUUAGCACAUCAGCAAGGGAUGUGGAGUUAGUUGCACACUCUAUACUGAAGGGAUUGGUGAAUGAAGAAAGCAGGAGGAAGAUGUGUGAGUUUUUUUUGGAACUGAAGGAUAAGGUUCGAAAGGGAGAGAUCAGGAAUGAGAUUGAACCGUUGAUAAGUGGAAGGACGUUUGUAAGGGUUUUACGGUUUAUUAAAGCAAGAUUAAGCAAAGGGAUUGAGAAUGCAAUCUACGAUGCAUAUGAGCUGUUUGUGUUCACUCAGUUUGAUUUUGUCAGCAGGAUGAUUGCUGUAACGAUGUUUUCGAAGCACUUUGGAGAACGACGAGAGGAGGGCUGGAAGACAAAAGUAGAGAGUGGAUUUGUUCUAACACCAAGGAUACAAAUGUGUGUACGGACUAUGAAGCUAGGGAUUGAGUGUGGAGUUGCAUUGUUAUUGCAGGGAGAUACAUCGACAGGAAAGACAAGUAUGGUGAUGCACCUUGCAAAGGAGAUUGGAAAGAGGGUGAUAAGGAUCAACAAUCAUGAGCAUACAGAAGCAGCUGACUACAUUGGAGGAUAUUCAUCAACUACAGAGGGAAUUAAGUUUAGGGAUGGAGUUCUUGUGCAGGCGAUGCGAAGAGGAGACUGGGUGAUUCUUGAUGAACUGAAUCUUGCACCCAGUGAGGUUUUGGAGAUAUUGAACAGACUUCUUGAUGACAACAGACAGAUAUAUGUUCCGGAGACUGAUGAGGUUGUUUGUCCACAUAGGGACUUCCGGAUAUUUGCAACACAGAAUGUGGGAUAUGGAGGGAGAAAAGGGCUUAGCAAGGCAUUUAGAAACAGAUUUGUGGAGUUAUUUUUUCGAGAGACUGGGGAUGACGAGGUGCUUGAGAUUGUGCAUGGCGCAUCAAGACUUCCCAUGAGCUUCUGUAAAAAGAUGCUUGGAGUGUAUAGCGGACUGAAGACGAAGAGAAGUAUCAAUGUGUUGAUAACACUUAGAGAGUUGUUCAAAUGGGCUUGUAGAGAUCCUCGAAGUGCUGAAGAUGUUUGUUUUUUGGGGAUGAGCAUGAUACAUGAGAGGCAGAGAGGCGGUGAGGACAGGAAAAGAGUACAAGAGAUAUUUGUUGAAAGCUUUGGGGCAAAGAGCGUAGAGAGGUACUUGAGGAUGAUUAAUGGCGAUAUUAAUGAGAAAGAUUGUGGAAAUGUUUUUCUUGAAUGUGGAGUUUGCAGUUCCAAGACAUUUAAUUUGAUAGAGAAGAGAUGUGGAGAGAAGUUUGUGCUUACAAGGUCUUUUAGGAAACUUGUGAAUCUUGUUGUAUUGGCAUUGAAAAGCAAGGAGCCUGUGCUUAUUGUUGGAGAGACAGGGAUAGGAAAGACGAAGGUAUGCGAUGUGGUGAGUGAGUUAUUUGGCAGGAAUCUCCGAACGCUCAGUAUACAUGGAGGAGUGGAAAGUUCAGACUUUCUUGGAAGCUUUGUGUUUGAAGAAUGCAAGAUUGUAUGGAAGGACGGACCUCUUGUGAGAGCGAUGAAGAAUGGAGAGGUGUUUUUGAUUGAUGAGAUAAACCUUGCGGAGGAUUCGGUUCUUGAGAGGCUGAAUAGUCUAUUAGAGCCACAUCGAACGAUAUACAUAGCAGAGACAGGGGAAGAAGUAGUUGCACAUGAGAAUUUUAUGUUGCUUGCAACGAUGAAUCCUGGAGGAGACUUUGGAAAGAGAGAGCUGAGCCCAGCAUUAAGGAAUAGGUUUACAGAGAUAUACUUUGAGAUAGAAAAAGAUGAGGUCAUUGAAGUUUUUGACAGGAUGAUUGAAGUCAGACUUGGAGCAGAGUCAGGGAUUGGGUUACAAGAGAUAGAGGAAUUCAAGCAGCUGGGAAAGAGAGUGGAUGUAUCAGUAAGGAAGCUUGAGUUGAUGAUUGAUUUUAUAUGCAAAAGAUAUGCUGGCGAGUCUGGAUGUAUAAUAUGUAAAGAUGAAUUUAAUGCAAGACAAGUAUGGAAUGAGGCGUUGGAAAUUGUUGGAGAGAAGGUUAUGCUGGAUGUGAGAGUGAAGUAUGAGGAGCAUUCAGGGAUGUUCGGAGUGUUUCCGUAUUUUGCGCAGGAUGCUUUACCGAAUGAAUUUGACUUUGGAUCGCCCACAUCGGCAGUGAAUUUGAAGAGGAUUCUUAGAGCAAUGAGCCUUGGAAGGGGAAUUAUGCUUGAAGGUGAACCAGGGAUAGGGAAAACGAGCAUUGUUCAGGCGAUUGCAAGAAGGAUGGGUAGAAGAAGCAUCCGGAUAAACCUUAGUGAGCAUACAGAGUUGAGUGACUUAGUUGGGAGUUACAUUCCGGUUGGCGGGCAGAUUAGGUUUGUUGGAAGCGAGCUUCUUGAGGUUCUAAGAGAUGGAGGAGUAGUGAUUUUUGAUGAAAUCAAUUUAUGCACGCAGAGUGUGAUAGAAGGACUGAACUCUGUGCUUGAUUACCGGAGGAAGCUGUUUAUACCUGAGAUGGUUGUGGAUGUGAAUGAGAAGACGUUUAUUUUUGCAACGUUGAAUCCUCAUACAAGUAAGAAUGGACGCAAGGAGCUUCCGAGGAGCUUUCUUGACCGAUUUAUCAGGAUUAGAAUGGACAUGUAUGGACCUGUAGAUGUUGAUCAUAUUAUGCAUAGGAUUUAUGCAAAGCCUGCGAUAAUGAAAGAGUUAAGUCUUAGGGAGAAUAUUAGGUUGAACAAGAUAGGAAUUUUUGAAGAAAGGGAAGUGGAUUACAUGAUGGAUGAGAAGAGUAUAAGAGUAGGAUCAGUAAAAGUUAUAAGACAAGAUGGAAUGAAUGCUGAUGUAAUGCUUGAAGGGAGAAAUGAUGUAUUGAAGGCAAGUAGAGGAUUUGUGAUGAUACAUUCUCAGCUUGGACAGAUUGAAAAGAUUAUGAAGUGUGUUGAGAUGAGCAUUCCUGUGGUGAUAUCUGGGGGAGUAGAGAAAGAUUCGCUACUUUACUUUAUAUCAUGGAUGUAUGAGAUAGAAGUGGUGAUGUUUAGCUGUCAUAAGAACACUGAUGUGUGUGAUCUUCUCGGGCAGUACCAGAAGAAGGAGGAUGGGAUGUUUGAGUGGAGUGAUUCUGUGGUUGUGAAUGGGGUGCGUGAAGGGAAGAUGAUUGUGUUUUUUGGAGUUGAGCAUGUGGACAAAUCGGUCUUUGACCGGUUGAAUUCGCUUUUUGAGUCUGAACGAGUGUUGAAUGUGUAUGAGAAGGGGAUUGACACAGAUGUGGUUGUGAAUGAGAAGACCAAGCUGAUUAUAGUAACAAAGGAUGCAGAAGGGCUUUCGCCAGCGUUGCUUGAUAGAUGUAUGCAUGUGAAGCUAAGUAAUGAGCUGGACUAUAUUGAUGUGUGGAAAUUGUUUAUGAGGUCGCAAAUGAGAGUGGAAAAGAUAGUGCACAAGGACUUUGAAGGAGUUAAUAUGGAGAAUGUUGAAUGUGAUGUCAGGCUUGAUUUGCGACGUUUUUGGGUUUUAGGAAGAUGGCCGAAGGUUCUGAGCAAGUGCCUGAAUGGAGUAUUUAACACGAUUGAUGAAAACGAGAUACAGAGGAUGUUUAGAUAUGAAGAGAAGUGUAUAGAAGAGAAGAGUGUGGAUAUGGAUGAAAUUGAGUUUUAUAAGAAGAUUGGAUAUGAAGUAUACAGGCCAUGUAAUGAAGAAGAGAGGGUGAAUGUAUUUAGAGAAAUGAUUGAUGAGAGAAGUGAGAUGAGAAGAAUAGUGAUGUUUAUCAAAUCAGCUGAUUUUUGUAUUUUGAAGAGACUGCGCCGAGGAGAAGGAUGCAAUUUGAACUUUGCCAGAAGUGUGAAUGAUUUGAAGAUGAAGGUGAUUAGUGCGAUUGGGAAUAAGAAGUUUGGUGAUUAUGAACGGAUCAAGAGGAUCUCUAAAUGUCUUUCAGGUGCUCAAGAGGUAAAAAGUGUUGAAUUUGAUCAUUUUUUUAUGAAGUUGAUUGAGAAUGGAAGAGACGAUCCUUUACAAAUGCUAAAACAUGAGCUUGUGUUCAAUAUGAAUACAUUUGAGAACCGAAGUAUGAAAGAGAUUCAUGAUAUGACGAUACAGAUGUAUAAGUAUGGCAGAGGAAGUAUUGAUGAGCUGAUCAAGAGAUAUGAGGAAGGGAUUGCGGAAUACAGGAUGAAGAUUGAAGCGAUUGAACACCAAAUGAAAAGGGAUUAUGCAGGAUUUGUAAAGGAAGUUAAAAGAGUAGAUUUUUGUUCGUAUAUGUGUGGAGAUAGGAAAUACUAUGAUGCGUUUGCAGAUAUUUUUGAUUAUUACCUGGUGUAUUUGUUUGGAAGAUGGAUUAAGGGAGAAGGGUGUUCUGGGAUGUGCAAGAUGAGGAAAUGUAAUGAAGAAAUGGAAGACAAAAUAUGCAUGGAUGAAGGGAGUGUGAUGUACAGUACUUUAUGUUUGAAUCUACUUAAGAAUGGGAUUAAGGUUAUUGAUGAUCUUGGAUCUAUUGAUUGCAAGCAGUUAAAGGAUGGAUUUUCGAAAUACUUAUAUAACUUGUAUUAUGGAAAGCCAGUGAACAGAAACGACUUAGUUUUUGAAAGCAUUGUGUUUGAUGUUCCAGUGAGUGUUUGUAAGAAGGAUUGGAUUGAUCUUGGAUUGAAGUUUAAUGACGAAGACCUGAAUGAUUGCUUGAGACGGAUGUUUGAUGUUGAGAUGCAUGCAAGGGUUAUAGAAGAGUUCCGAGGAAGAAUAACCGCAGAUGAUAAUUUAGUGAAAAUGAUGAGCAAUGAUAUUCUAGAGAUGGGAAUUUUUACAAAGAUUGAAGAUAUUAUGGAUCAUGUGGAGAAGAAGAUUGAACAGAAGAAGAAGUGCCUGACUAAUUAUGACAAGGUUGAUAUAUGCUCUACUAGUGAAGAUGAGAAUAGUGAGAAUUUGAUUGUUAUUGGAGCAGAGAAGGGUGAGUGUAAUGCUGAAGACGAUCAAGAUGAACAGCUACUUAGAAGGCUUGAGAUACUUUACAAGGACUCAAGUGUAUGUGAGAUUGAGAGGAAUUACAGAUACUUUUUGUACUUAGUCAUAACACCUUUUACUCUUGAGGAGGCUGAAAGAUACUUUUUUGACUGUUGUGUGUAUGAGCAUGUAGAGAGGAUUAGGCAUGCACGAGAAUUUGCUAUUAGAAGCAAGAGCCCGAUGGUAUACAAUGCUACAUUGAAGUAUGUGGGAUUUGAGAUUGAAAAGAUGUAUGAUGCAAGAAUAAGGAAUGCAAAGAGUAAGCUUAGAAAGGAUCCUGGGUUGUAUAAGAAAACUCUUGCAGAGCUGAGAAGGUUUCUUGUUUUGCCUGUUACGAAUGUACUGAAACUUGAAUUUGAUGAGCCUGAUCCAGUGUGUCAGGGGCAUCAUCCUGGUAAGCAAGCAUUUAUUUUGAAAGACAGAGGAGAAUGUGAAUGCAAAGAUUGGAUUGAGUUAUCAACAAGAUUUGAUAGAGGAGAGAUUGCAAGAGCAGUUGCAGGACGAGCGAUUAAGAAGAAUGAGGUGAUUGAGAUAUUCUUUGGAAGACUACCUGUGGAUAUGUUUUCGUAUUCGGAGGUAUGCUUAGGAAAGGUGAUUAACCAGAUGGUUGAUGAUGCGAGUGUUUUAAGUCUGAUGCGAAUGGGAAUAGAGUAUCCGUAUGUACCUUUUUUGUACUUUGUGUUUAAUUUCUGUCGUGACGUGAGUGAUGUUGAGGAAGUAGGAGAAGGGAUGGAGACAGGACAAGGGAAUGUUAAUGUUAGUGAGCAAGUGAAACAUGAGGAUGAAGUUGAAGAAGAUUAUGGAGAUCAAGAGAUAGUGAGUGAGAGUGAUGGGAUUGAUUUUGAUAAUGAUGGAAAUGUGUCUACUGUGAGUGAUGUUUCUGAUCAAUGUGAUAGUGGAGUGGAUGGAAGCGAUGAAGAAGAGAAAGAAGAGAGCGAGAGUGAUACUACAGAGGCUGAGGAAGAAAUGGAUAAUAAAAUGGAGAUAGAAGAUGAGGGAUAUGGAACUGAAGGAUCUGAAGAUGAGGGAAUGGAAAUGUCAUGUGAGCCAUUAUUGGAAGAAGAAAUAAGUGAGGAUAAUAAUGAGGAUGAAGUUAGUGAUAUGGAGUGUGAUGAGAAUGAGAAUGAUAAUGAUCAGGAAGAAGAAGAUAGAGAUGAUAAGAUAAAUGGUAAGAUGAACGAAUAUAUGUUUGAAGAGUCGAAAGUGAACGAUAAUCAGACAUGUGACAGAGCAGAUAAUUACGAGCGUUAUGUGUAUGGAAGCAAUCCGAAUGAUAAGGCACUAUGUGAGGGAGAAGGGCAAGGAAAGAUAUGUGGAGAUUCUGAAUCUGGAGAAGGAGAAGCAGUGGAAGCAACAGUAAGAAUAGUGAUGAAGGAUGAAGAUUGCAACAGACUAACGAAUAUGUUGAAGAUGGUUAUUGAAGCAAACAAGAGCAAUAAGUAUAAGGGAGAUUUUAAAAGUGGAAAGAAGUUGAAUAUGAAGAGGUUGGUUCCGUAUAUUGCAAGUGGGUUUAGAAGAGACAGGAUAUGGAUGAAGAGGCAAAAGAGUGAGAAGAGGGAGUAUGUUCUCCGCUUGUUUGUUGAUAAUAGCAAAAGCAUGUAUAGUCAGGAAAUGAUUGAUAUGCUUCUGAGUUUGUACUCGAAAAUAAGCAAAUCGUUUUCUAUUCUUGGGAUUCCUGUUGAGGUAUACAAGUUUGGAAAUAGUUUGGAGAGAUGUGAAGUGAAGAGUAUGAAAUUUAAUGAGUCUCAAACAAGGAUUGAUUGGAUUGAAGAGUUUAACGAUGGAAUUAACGUGAUUCUUACGGAUGGACUGUUCCAAAAUGUUGGGAAGCAUCACCCGAACUUUUUAGUUCUAUUGAUAGACAAGUGCAAUGUGAGAAAGAUGUCGAAGGUGAUGGUUUCUGAAGGAUCGGUGUUUGUUCAGAAGUAUUUAGAUGUAUUUCCACUGAAGUAUUGUGUUAUUGGGAGGAUUGAAGAGUUGGAGUCGACAUUUGUAAUGGCACUUGGUGAGAUGUUGAAUUUAUGA